CUUUUUUUAUUUUAUCUACCCCCUUUACUUUUUUUUUUUUCCAAUAGUAAGCUAUGGAUUAUCUUGAUAUUGAUAUUGGAGGUCAAUUUGCAGCUUCUUCUAUACUUUACCGACUUUAUAUUGCAGCGACAGUGACUUUUGCAAUUGGUUUUGCUGGCUCUUUACGGACCCUCAAGAGCAAACAACAGUUACCAUAUCCUCAAACGAUUAUUUCUUUUACACUAGUGAAUGGGAUCAUUUUCCGUGCAAUAUCAUUGGCUUAUUUAAGUGAUUAUGAGAAUGACCGAUCACAUCUUCUUUCUCCGUACGAUUAUGCACGAAUCAUUUUUUUUACCAUCAGCAACUUAACCUUCCAUUUGAUCCCUGUUGUCACCGCACAUCGAUUAUAUGCAUUCAGGAACAAGUCUGUGGUCAGUGGAUUAUCCGGUGUGAUGGUCUUGAUCUCUUAUUUUUUUACAAUGGUGAUCGUUGCCUUGGUGAUCAGCAUGAUGGCUCUUGGCUCCACCAUUCCCUGGAAUUCAACUAUCAUGAACUCACUGGUAGGAAAUAAUACGACGGGAGACCUUGGUCAGCUGCCUACGUUUUUACACCUGAUGGAUGCCUCCAAUAUGGUUUAUUGGUGGUACGUGGUGGCGUACAUAGUCAUUUUAGUGGAACAUUAUGUUGAUUUUGGUUGGUCCUUCUUGGCUGUUUGUGUCUUGACCAUCAUCAGUCAAAUUGUCUUGACGAUCGCUUCCUUUUUACCACAGAUCAUGGUGUUUCCCAGUGGUUUUGAAAUCAAGAUGAUUCUCCAGUUUAUCUUUAUCUUCCAGUUUCCUUUUAUUGCCUUGAUGAUUGCUACUGCAAGAGGUUACCUUUGGCUUCCUCCUCCUUUGGAUCAUUUUGAUGAUGAUGAAGAACUAGAUGAUAUGGCGACUAGAUAGAUACCCCCUGCCUCUUUAUUGUAUUACCAUCAUCUGACCCGUCUUUUUGGAUUAUCUAUUAUCUUUGCCAUAUAGUUAUAGCUGUAUUUGUUUUAUAUUAUUUGUAUCUUAUUUUAAUAUUUUAAUAAAAAUAUAAUCAUUUUGAAAAA
Molecule: messenger RNA, 1072 nt
Organism: Halteromyces radiatus
Lineage: Eukaryota; Fungi; Mucoromycota; Mucoromycetes; Mucorales; Cunninghamellaceae
Exons: 1
Coding region: 54-923 (289 amino acids)
Source: RefSeq, a predicted model, not a curated record